AUGGACUUCCUCUAUGCCACGGUAUGUGAAAAUGGGACCCUUAGGUAAAAAAUGUGAGUAUUAUUGUUGAAUAACUCGUGAGUCAUGUGUGGGUUGGACUUUUCUUAGUCCACCGUUGAUUUGAGCACACCGCAUGGGUUUCUGUAAAUGGGAAUGUCAACUGCUGCAACGGUGUUCUGACGAGUGGAAUAUUUCCUCUGAAUGUUUAUUUAUUUAAAAAAAUAAUUAUUUAGGUGGUAGAUCAGCUUUAAUAUUGUAGAUAGAUUGUAACUUCCAUCAAUGUAAUUAUCUGCAUCACUUCCAAUCCCCCAUAUGUUUUUUUUCUUCUCGCAAAUAUAUAUACACAUACAUACAUGCAUACAUACAUACACAUACAUACAUACAUAUAUACAUACAUAUAUAUAUAUAUAUAUAUAUAUACACAUACAUACAUACAUACACAUACAUACAUAUAUACAUACAUAUAUAUAAAUACACUACAUAUACAUUCCUUUCAAAAACACUCCAACUAUGACAGACAAAAUGAGAAAAAAAAAUCCAGAAAAUCACAUUGUAGGAUUUUUUUAUGAAUUUAUUGGCAUAUGAUGGUGGAAAAUAAGUAUUUGGUCAAUAACAAAAGUUUCUCAAUACUUUGUUAUAUACCCUUUGUUGGCAAUGACACAGGUCAAACGUUUUGUAAGUCUUCACAAGGUUUUCACACACUGUUGCUGGUAUUUUGGCCCAUUCCUCCAUGCAGAUUCCUCUAGAGCAGUGAUGUUUUGGGGCUGUCGCUGGGCAACACAGACUUUCAAACUCCCUCCAAAGAUUUUCUAUGGGGUUGAGAUCUGGAGACUGGACUAGGCCACUCCAGGACCUUGAAAUGCUUCUUACGAAGCCACUCCUUCGUUGCCCGGGCGGUGUGGUUUGGGAUCAUUGUCAUGCUGAAAGACCCAGCCACGAUUCAUCUUCAAUGCCCUUGCUGAUGGAAGAGGUUUUCACUCAAAAUCUCACGAUACAUGGCCCCAUUCAUUCUUUCCUUUACACGGAUCAGUCGACCUGGUCCCUUUGCAGAAAAACAGCCCCAAAGCAUGAUGUUUCCAACCCCAUGCUUCACAGUAGGUAUGGUGUUCUUUGGAUGCAACUCAGCAUUCUUUGUCCUCCAAACAUGACGAGUUGAGUUUUUACCAAAAAGUUAUAUUUUGGUUUCAUCUGACCAUAUGACAUUCUCCCAAUCCUCUUCUGGAUCAUCCAAAUGCACUUCAGACGGGCCUGGACAUGUACUGGCUUAAGCAGGGGGACACGUCUCGCACUGCAGGAUUUGAGUCCCUGGCGGCGUAGUGUGUUACUGAUGGUUGGCUUUGUUACUUUGGUCCCAGCUCUCUGCAGGUCAUUCACUAGGUCCCCCCGUGUGGUUCUGGGAUUUUUGCUCACCGUUCUUGUGAUCAUUUUGACCCCACGGGGUGAGAUCUUGCGUGGAGCCCCAGAUCGAGGGAGAUUAUCAGUGGUCUUGUAUGUCUUCCAUUUCCUAAUAAUUGCUUCCACAAGUGAUUUCGUCAAAACCAAGCUGACUUAACUAUGCAAUUCAGUCUUCCCAUCCUGAUGCAGGGUCUACAAUUUUUUUUUGGUGUCCUUUACAGCUCUUGGUCUUGGACAUGUGAAGUUGGAGCGUGGAAUGUUUUGAGGUUGUGGACAGGUGUCUUUUAUAUGAUAACAGGUACAAACAGGUUGCCCUUAACUACAGGUAACGGAGUGGAGGACAGAGGAGCCCUUACAGAAGAAAGUUACCGGUCUGUGAGGCCAGAAAUCUUGCUUGUUGGUAGGGUGACCCAAAUACUUAUUUCCACAUAAUUUGCAAAUAAUUCAAUUAAAAUCUACAUGGAUUUUCUGGAUUUUUUUUUCCUCAAUUUGUAUGUCUAGGUUGACGUGUACCUAUGAUGAAAUUACAGGCCCUCUCCAUCUUUCUUAAGUGGGAGAAAUUGCACAAUUGGGGCUGACUAAAAAUUUUUUUCCCCACUGUAUACAUUUCCUUAAAAAUUUUUUUUUAUCUUUAUUACUUUCCAACCCCACCACCCCUUCCCUAAUUGGAGUAAACUAGUGAACAACAAUGCUUAGGCCUCUACUUCCAGCUUAUACAUACUAUAUACAUUUUAUGGACACAGUCAAUUUUACAAUAAUUAUAUAUUGUUUGUUUUUACUCCUGAACUUCCUCUACCCACAACCUCUACCCUCAACGAUCAUUUUCAUGAUGUCCAUCCGGUUUGCUUCUAUAUGCCAUAUCUUUUUAACUGUGCUCUUUCACAAAAGCUCUCAACCUAUAACCUACAGUGGGGAGAACAAGUAUUUGAUACAUUGCCGAUUUUGCAGGUUUUCCUACUUACAAAGCAAGUGUGGAGGUCUGUAAUGUUUAUCAUAGGUACACUUCAACUGUGAGAGACGGAAUCUAAAACGAAAAUCCAGGAAAUCACAUUGUAUGAUUUUUAAGUAAUUCAUUUGCAUUUUAUUGCAUGACAUAAGUAUUUGAUACAUCAGAAAAGCAGAACUUGAUAUUUGGUACAGAAACCUUUGUUUGCAAUUACAGAGAUCAUACGUUUCCUGUAGGUCUUGACCAGGUUUGCACACACUGCAGCAGGGAUUUUGGCCCACUCCUCCAUACAGACCUUCUCCAGAUCCUUCAGGUUUCAGGGCUGUCGCUGGGCAAUACGGACUUUCAGCUCCCUCCAAAGGUUUUCUAUUGGGUUCAGGUCUGGAGACUGGCUAGGCCACUCCAGGACCUUGAGAUGCUUCUUACGGAGCCACUCCUUAGUUGCCCUGGCUGUGUGUUUCGGGUUGUUGUCAUGCUGGAAGACCCAGCCACGACCCAUCUUCAAUGCUCUUACUGAGGGAAGGAGGUUGUUGGCCAAGAUCUCGCGAUACAUGGCCCCAUCCAUCCUCCCCUCAAUACGGUGCAGUCGUCCUGUCCCCUUUGCAGAAAAGCAUCCCCAAAGAAUGAUGUUUCCACCUCCAUGCUUCACGGUUGGGAUGGUGUUCUUGGGGUUGUACUCAUCCUUCUUCUUCCUCCAAACACGGCGAGUGGAGUUUAGACCAAAAAGCUCUAUUUUUGUCUCAUCAGACCACAUGACCUUCUCCCAUUCCUCCUCUGGAUCAUCCAGAUGGUCAUUGGCAAACUUCAGACGGGCCUGGACAUGUGCUGGCUUGAGCAAGGGGACCUUGCGUGCGCUGCAGGAUUUUAAUCCAUGACGGCGUAGUGUGUUACUAAUGGUUUUCUUUGAGACUGUGGUCCCAGCUCUCUUCAGGUCAUUGACCAGGUCCUGCCAUGUAGUUCAUGAUCAUUGAUGCCCCACGAGGUGAGAUCUUGCAUGGAUCUUGCACCGUCAUCUUGAACUUCUUCCAUUUUCUAAUAAUUGCGCCAACAGUUGUUGCCUUCUCACCAAGCUGCUUGCCUAUUGUGCUGUAGCCCAUCCCAGCCUUGUGCAGGUCUACAAUUUUAUCCCUGAUGUCCUUACACAGCUCUCUGGUCUUGGCCAUUGUGGAGAGGUUGGAGUCUGUUUGAUUGAGUGUGUGGACAGGUGUCUUUUAUACAGGUAAAGAGUUCAAACAGGUGCAGUUAAUACAGGUAAUGAGUGGAGAACAGGAGAGCUUCUUAAAGAAAAACUAACAGGUCUGUGAGAGCCGGAAUUCUUACUGGUUGGUAGGUGAUCAAAUACUUAUGUCAUGCAAUAAAAUACAAAUGAAUUACUUUAAAAUCAUACAAUGUGAUUUUCUGGAUUUUUGUUUUAGAUUCUGUCUCUCACAGUUGAAGUGUACCUAUGAUAAAAAUGACAGACCUCUACAUGCUUUGUAAGAAGGAAAACCUGCAAAAUCGGCACUGUAUCAAAUACUUGUUCUCCCCACUGUAUAUACUUAUUAUGGACACAGUAUGCUUACAUUAUUUGUUAUCUUGUUGUUAUUAGUUGUUUUUAGUUGUUAUUAGUCCCAUCCUUCAACUCCAUUCAACACCACCCAUCUAUCUCUUAACACCAUCCAUAUUGGAUUUAUAUUUGCCAUAUAUUUUUCAACUGUACUGUAAUGUUUUACAAAAGUUCUGAACCUUUCUAUUCUCGUUGUUUCUACAGAUUGUAAAUUGAAAAUAAACAUUUUUGCUAAAAGUAUUAUUAUAAUAUUAAUCGAUUGACUAUGACUUUUCAGAUCACCCAGUAAUGCUAUCUGCAGGGUUAGCUCCAGGUAAAUAUUGCAAUCAUUUAGCCAUUCCUGGACCUAUGUCCAAAAACAAGCUACAAAUGGACAGUCCCAAAACAAAUGAUCUAAUGAUUCUGUCUCUUCGCAGCAAAAUCUGCAGAGCUGGGAAGAUUGUAUCCCCCACAUAAAUAACAUUCUAUUGGUAGCAAGAAUUUUAUAAAAUAAUUGAAUUCUAAGUUUUGAAUCAGUUCAUGAACACUAUGCCAUGGGAUGUGUUCAUGAACACUAUGCCAUGUCAAUCCUUUGGUCCUUAAAUGAAACUGAUAUAAAAAAAAAUUAUCACAGUUUUCUUUAACCAGUUAUGUUUUUUGUAGUCAUUUAGCAGAUGCUCUUAUCCAGAACAAUUAGGGUUAAGUGCCUUGCUCAAGGGCACAUCGACAGAUUUUUCACCUAGUCGGCCUGGGGAUUAGAACCAGUGACCUUUCGGUUACUGGCACAACGCUCUUAACCACUAAGCUACCUGCCGUUGUGUUCUUUAAUGCAAGGCCGACAGACAAGUUCCUUACAUUGUCCCCCUUCCACUUUCCUCUUCCAUUUUUGCGGUAAUGAUGCAAUUAUUUGGUUGUAAUUUUGGGUAGAGCAGACAUUUCCAUAUGUUUUUGUUAGCUGCAUGUGUGACUUAACUCCACCAGUCCUACCGAUGAUAUAAUUUACGAAGAUUAUACCUUUUUUAAACAUUUUGUCAAAAAAAGAAGGUUUUUUAUCAAUUAGAAUAUUUGAGUUUAACGACAAUAUUUGUUGCAUUAUUUGUUCUGUCAUUUCUGGAGGAUUAAAUUGAAAUUGCAACCAACUUUCUAUGGCUUGUUUUAAGAAAUAGUGAUUUUGGGAGAUUUCCUUUUCAAAUAACUGAAAGUGAGAGGUUGUAAUCUGAAUAAAGGGAAAAAGGCCAUUCUUGAACAUUGGAUGAGACAAUCUUACUAAUUUGCUAGAGAACCAGUUCGGAUUUAAUAAUAACUUUUGUAUGACUGAAGCUUUUAGUGAUAGGUCUAAUGCUUUAAUAUUUAAUCAUUUCUGUCCUCCGAAUUCAUAUUCAUUAUAUAAAUAGGCCCGUUUAAUUUUGUCUGGCUUGCCGUUCCAAAUAUAAUUUAAUAUUUUUUUUAAUGAGCCAUCUGUUUAUGGUCCAAUAACAUAUUUUAAAUAAUCCAUCUACCUUGCGUAUCUGUUUGGACAAUUUCCACAUUCGGAUCGAAAUUACUGUUAAUUAAUAUCAUCACCCCUUUUGAGUUUCUUUGCCCAUGGGAGAAGUAUAUUUGCCCCCCCCCCCCAUUCCUUUUUCCACGCAACUUCAUCUAGAAUUGUUGAAUGAGUUUCCAGUAAACAAUAGAUAUUAUAUUCCUUCUCUUUGAGCCAUGUAAAUAUUUUUCUUCUUUUGUUAUUAUCUGCUAAGCCAUUACAAUUAUAACUGGCUAUACUUAUUUCACCAUAUACCAUAAUGUUAAAUACCUGUCAAGUUUCAAAACUAAUUAUCAUUAUAUAUGUUUGUAAAUAUUUGAAGAUUUAUUAUUUUGCUUGUUAUCUUUUCUUGUAAUACCUUCUUUUCCCUUUAUAAAAUACUAUACCUACUAUAAAUGUGCUUUAUUAUUACAAUCCCUACCAUGGCUAGUAUUGGGUGUUCCAUUAUUCGACUCCUCUAUUAGAACUUUCAGAAUAGCCAUGGAGUAGUCUUUGUGUCGCGGAACAUUUGGUUGUCAAUAUACAGUUUAUCGACAACAAGAGCAACACGCUUCCCUUUUCAUCUAUUUUCCUUGAAGAUUGGGUACAGAACUUUGCGCCGUUCUGCAAUCUCCCUCGGGAACUGAGCAUUCAUGCCUAUUUUCGUGCCAGCAAGUCUUUCACCUAGGCUUUUAACCAUUACUUUAUCCUUAAAAAAAGCAAAUUUGGCAACGAUUGGACGCUCAUAUCUCUGUCCUCUUUGUCCGAAAAGGUGUACACGUUCGAGUUGGAUUUUGUCGACAGCCUCGAGUGGAAUUUGAAGCGCUGUAAGAAAGAAGUCCUUCACUGUUUUUUCUGUAAUUUCUCCCUCUUUUUCCUGGAUACCCGUAAGUACUAGAUUUUCUCUCAUUGAUCUGGUUUGUAUAUCUAGGAAGGCUUUUCUCAGAAAGUUGUUCUCCUUUUUAAGUUCCUUAACGUCCGAUUCCAUCCCAGUGACUGUCCCUUUUAGUUUUUUUGUAUCGCUCUCCAUUAUCGCAGCUUUUCCGUCACUCAUUUCAAGACUCGCCUUCAACUCUUUUACAUCAUUACUGACCAACUCUAGUAUGCCCAGUUUGUCAUUUAUCGACUUCUACAAGUCGCUUUCCACACUUACCAGUCCCAGUGGUGAAAAGCAUAAAUCAUCUGUAUCAGUCGAGGAGUCGCGUUUUCUCUUGGAGAUUGAUUCUCCUCGUUUAUCUUCCGUCAUGUUUGGGUGUUGCGUGUUGUAAUAUUUGUCGAUAAAUUUCUCUAGCCUUAUAAUUUGUUUUGUGUUAUUAUCUAGAUUGAAUGUUAUUACCCUCGAAUAUAUGAAAUGUUAAUAUUUAGUAUAACUUACUGAUAUUGAAUAUUAUGUUUUUAUCUUGAGGUGUUUUUUACCGCUGUGUAUUCAAUACGCCAUCUUGUAUAUCUGCCUUCUACCGGAAGUUAUUGUUUCCUCUGAAGGUUUAUGACUUAUAAAUUGUAUUUCUCUGUAUCUGCACAGUUAUUCUGAAUUUCUCAACACACUGCUUAUUGUAAAACCUUAUUUGUAUAGUUCCCAGAGUGCCUUGCCUUUUCAAGUGAAUUGUAGAGUUACCACCCAUGACUGUAUUUGUUAGUGACAGAGAAGUGGUUGUUGCAUUCAUCCUUUUAUUUGUCAUAUUUCUUCUAAGUGAAUAUGUUAAAAUAUAUUUAACACAAUAUCAUGUCUAUUUAACAAGGCCUUAAUUUGAGGGCAUAGUUUUACCCUAAUGCAGGGGCUGGAAAAUCAGACACAUCUCUUUAAACUGAAGUCAUGGCCAUCAUUUUAUUUCCCAGCAUGCUCUACUGGUGGUUGAUUUAAAAUAAGAAUAUAUAUAAACUACAUUACCAAAAGUAUGUGGACAUCUGCUUGUCGAACAUCUCAUUCCAAAAUCAUGGGCAUUACAAUGGAGUUGGUCCACUUGCUCCAUUCAGCCACAAGAGCAUUAGUGAGGUCGGGCACUGAUGUUGGGCGAUUAGGCCUGGCUCGCAGUCAUUGUUCCAGUUUAUCCCAAAGGUGUUCGAUGGGAUUGAAGUCAGGGCGCUGUGCAGGCCAGUCAAGUUCUUCCACACCAAACCCGACAAACCAUUUCUGUAUUGACCUAACGUUGUGGACAGGAGCAUUGUCAUGCUGUAACAGGAAAGGGUCUUCCCCAAACUGUUGCCACAAAGUUGGAAGCACAGAAUCAUCACGGGUUACACUAGGCCUCAAAAUAAAGUAUUGUGAGAUAUGACAUUUCAUGAUAACAUUCACCUAGGAACUCAAUUGGUGAAGGCAAAGGAUUGAAGAUGAAUUAAUCCAACAACCAUGUCUCUGUCACUAACAAAUACAGUCAUGUGUAGCAACUCUACAAUUCACUCAAAAAGGCAAUGCACACUGGGAAAUUAUGUUGGAGGCAUGGCUUAGUGGGGGCGUGGCUUUCAGGUAGUUAUUUCUGGCCACCCGUGAUAGGAAGUGUUGUACCAGUUUAAGUGCUCUAUGGUAGAAGUACAGUAUUACUGCUUACAAAUGCUGUUGUCACUGUGGUGGAACCUUAUAUAUUAUCUACCUGUAACUUAAAGGGACGAAACAAGUGUAGUACCCCUUUUGCAACUUUUUUAUUUUAUGAGUAAUACACUGGCCUGAAAUUCAUGGUUUGCAGGCUACAUCAGUCCUUCAAGUCACAUGGUGUUGUCUUGCAAAGCACUGUGUAAUUCUUCUUUGAAUUGUUUACCACUUGCAACCUGCAUUAAGAAUGAUAGCCAAGGUUGGGGAGACUCAGAUAUGAGUCUGCCUAAACCAUCUAAACUGGAACAACCAUUUCAGUAAUGGAUGCAAUAAGUAAGUUGGAUUAAUUUAGAAAAUGUAUGUCAUUUAUAUUUGCAUAGCAUAAUAUGAAUUAAUCAAUCAAUGCACAAACAUAGAUAUUGAAAAAAACAAUUCAAAAAAUCUUACCUGCAAUAGAGUGUACUAGGAAAUAUGAUAAUGAUGGGUGUGGUUUUGGUUCAUAGUGAUGUGCAUGAGUUUCAGACCCCUGUAGGGUAAAACUAGACCUUAAAAAUAAGACCAUGUGAAAUACGGAACAUAUUGUAUUGUGUUGAUUUAACACUGGAGAAUUUGCUGUGUACACACAUUAUAGCAAAAAUAAAAAAGCAAUAUGGAACUUAACUGUGGAAAAUAAAGGAGUCUUGUUUUGGGACAUUAAAUCUAAUAAAACGUGAAAGAUGAUUGAAGUAGAUUCAUUUUUAGAAAUUUCCUGGCGCAAUUGUUUUAUUCUAUUCAACACUUGUCAUCUCAAUUAAUUAGUCUGAAACUUGUUGUUGAAUUAUUAAUUGAACAUUAGUUGGUGGACACAUUUUUUAAUAAUCUAUCACAAUUCUCUAUUUUUGUUUUUUAAUACCACAGCUGUUGCCACUGAGACUUAAAGAGGCAAUCUGGGAUUCAAAUAACAACAAAACAACAAUUAAUUUAGGAGUCAAAAAAUGUAUGCAAAGCUCUACAGAGGGUGGUGCAGACCGCCCUGUACAUCACUGGGGCUGAGCUCCCUGCCAUCCAGGACCUUUAUACCAGGCGGUGUCUAAGGAAUGACCAGAAAAUUGCCAAAGACCUCAGCCACCCAAGCCAUGGACUGUUCUCUUUGCUACCGCCAGGCAAGCAGUACCGGAGCAUCAGGUCUAUGGCCCAACAGACUCAGAGACAGCUUCUAUCUCCAAGGAAUUAGACUGUUGAAUAGUUAAUCAAUGGCUAUCCGGACUAUCUGUAUGGACUAUCUGCAUUGACUCUACCUGCACUGGCUAUAUGCACCAUCACAGUUCUCUAUCCACACACACACACAUACUUACACUGACACUCACACACACACACACACACACACACACACACACACACACACACACACACACACACACACACACACACACACACACACACACACACACACACACACACACACACACACAUACAUAAACCCAUAACACACUCACAGAAUACACGUACUGACACCACACACUCACACCAUAUACGCUGCUGCUACUUCUUUUGACUUUUAGUAUUAUAUAUUCUGUUGCCUAGUCACUUUACCCCUGCCUUUAUGUACAUAUCUGCCUCAAUCAUCACGUAUCCCUGCACAAUGAAAUGGUUAUGGUACUCCUUGUAUAUAGCUUCAUUCCUGUGUGUUUUAUAUUUCAUUUGUUUUUAUAUUAUUUUCUUAUUUAACUCUGCAUCGUUGGGAAAGAGCUUGUAAGCAAGCAUUUCACUGUGAUAAAUACAGUUUGAUUAGAUUGGUAUGUGUUGUGAUUGGGCUGACGGUCGGGUUACGUUCCACAACCGCGACCCUAUACGCUCCACGGUCUAGUCAGAGGUAUCAUGUGAUAAAUCAGUGGCAGAUCGACAUUGCUCCAAAACUUCAUCUGGUGGUCAUGAAUAGAGAUGAGCGUUAUAACAUACCUGUCGUGUUUUGGAUGAGAGGCCAGGCUAAUUAAGUCAUACUGUAUGUGGACACUUUUGGUUAAACAUUCCUGCUAGCCUAUUGUGCUCCUCUACAUUUUACAUUACAGUCAUUUAGCAGACGCGACUUACAGGAGCAAUUAGGGUUACGUGCCUUGCUCAAGGGCACAUCGACAGAUUUUUCACCUAGUCAGCUCGGGGAUUAGAACCAGCGGCCUUUCGGUUACUGGCACUACGCUCUUAACCACUAAGCUACCUGCUGCUCUAUAUGUCCAGCAUUCACAAAUUCCAUUAGUGUCUUUGUCUCUCAAAAAUAGGACCUCUACAAAGGUUAACUUUGUAGGAGAGAAUGUCUGAAAUAGUUGUGAAAUAUCAUGGAUUCUAUGGUCUAUGGAUAACACCCACACAUUCCAUUAACGAGUCUUCUCAUUAACUUAAAGGGCAAGCACCACUUUUCACCCUCAUUUUCAUUAUCUCCAGCACAAUACCAUUGUCUACAUACUGUAUGUGAAAAUUGCGUAUUUCUACGUUUUGUAGAAAAACAUAUAAAGUUAAAAAGUUCUACCUGAUGACAUCAAAGUUAAAAUAUUUUAAAAACAGUGAUUUUCGAACACUAUGAGAUUCGUGGUGAUGUGAGGAGCAAGAAAAGCCCAUCCCUCUGGCUAGAAACGCUUUGCAGGUUUUGAAAGUCACUUUUUGUUUUACUUUUAAUGUCACAGAGAAUCAUUAUUUAGGAUCUUUCUUCUUAUCUUUUUAACCACAGCUCAUAGAAACGCGCCGUUUUCACAUACGUAGACACAGGUAUUGUGCUGGAGAUGAAAAAAAAAAAUGUAUGCACUCACUAACUAACUAACUGUAAGUCGCUCUGGAUAAGAGCAUCUGCUAAAAUGACUAAACAUUUUAAAAAAUGAGAUAAUGAAUAUGAGGUUGAAAAGUUGUGUAAUUGUCCUUUAACUUUGUCAAUGCUAUUAGAAUAACAGUAAAACUGCAUUCCAUGGCUGACCAUCUUUGCCCAUGCAGAUGGAUACUGCACUGCAUUAUUACAUUAUCGGUGGUAUUUCUGUGGGCUUUUUUGCAGUGGAAUGCAGCCGUCCCUGUUGGCUCUUAGGGAAUGCCCGGGUAGCUCCAUCUGGCCUUGGCAGCGCUAUGUUGUGCCCCUGCCCGGGAGCCUUGAAUUCUGAGUAUGUGUUGGCAAUUAGUGGAGAUGUUGGCAUUGCGUUUGGCUGCGGUGUGACAUUCUCACAGGGCUUGUUGACUUGCUGCGAGGGUGCCAUGUAUCGCUUUGCUUUUCCUCAGGUUCACUGCCAUCAGAAUCCAAGAGAGGCACCGCCAGAUAACUCCACGCUACAGUGUUCACUGAUUGCAUGACCCUCUGUUUUGUUGCUGUCAAAAAAAAAAGGUUCUCAAUGUUUUCCAAUAUAAUUGUGUUUUAUCUGUACAGUGUUUACUUUUAUAAUGAGGCACACAAGGCCAACCUUGAACAUCAAACUGUAAGAUGCUAGGGUCACACUUUAUUUGGGUAGUCCCAUAUAGAUGAUCUACAGAUGGUCUUACUAUCAACAAUCUGUUGAUAAGCAAAUGCUUGCUAAUGUUUACGGUUAGGUUUAGAAUAAGGGUUAGGGUAAGAGUUAAGUUUAAGUUUAGGGUUAGGAUAAGGGUUAGGGCUAGGGCUAGGGUUGGAUUAGUGGAUAGUUAGUUGAAAUGUUGACGUCUACUGAACAUCUACGAACCAUCUACAAACCAUCUACACACCAUCUACUUGGGACUCAAUUAAUUCAUCAAUCAAUUAAUCAAUCAAUGUACAUGCACAAACAUAGAUAUUGAAACAAACAUUUCUAAAAAUCAACCUGCAAUAGAGCAUGCUGGGAAAUAUGAUAAUGAUGGGCGUGGUUUUAGUUCAAAGUGACGUGUAUGAGUUUCAUGCCCCUGUAUUAGGGUAAAACUAGGCCCUCAAAAUAAGGCCUUUUGAAAUACAUAUGGUAUUGUGUUUAAAAAAAUACAUAAAUUAUGAUAAAAUAUUCGCUUAGGAUCUCACUUGGUGAAGUCCAUGGGACCAAAAAUGGAUGAAUGAAACAACCAUCUCUGUCACAAACAAAUACAGUCAUGGGUGAUAACCCUACAAUUUACUCGAAAGGCAAGGCACUCUGGGAAAUAUUUGAAUAAGGCUUUACACUAAGCAGUGUGUUAAUUUAACACUGUUCCGGUGUAUAUAUGGAUCCACAGACAGGGAAAAUGUGUGUUGGUAUUCUUGUACGAACAGAGCGGUAACUUGGGUUGUAUACACUAGACACCAAAUGGAAGAAAACAGACAGAAACGAGGAGGUACUUGUCCAAUAGGAAACGCUCGUUUUCGUUUUACCGUUGCAAAACGUUUUGCUAUGUGUGCACUAAUGAAUAUGACCAUGGUUUAACAUCGGUUCACUCGACUCCAUCUCUCUAGGGUUGACAUGGCAGGAUGCCACCACCCAGCAGAUUAUCUCCAGAGAGCUGUCCAAGCUACGCAAGGUUCCUAUCCAAAGGCCGGACCCCCAUUCUGCCUCCCUGACACGCUAUGGUGGAGCCAGGAAGCUCAAGACUGGAAAGGCAGAGCUUAGCAUCCAGAAGUACCUGCAAGAGCUUGGUCUCCUUCCCCAGUCUGUUGGCACUGCCCGCCAGGGGCCCCAGCGAGAUGGUCCCCUCACUAAGGUAAGGGCCCGAUAGAAAAGCCAUUCCAUGGGAGGGGAAUGGUUCCAAACCACCUGUGUUUGGUAGCUACAGGGGACCAUGGAGGGAGAGGCCCUGGCCUUGGUAAACCAGAGGCUCUAUGUCCUUUUUUGGGGCCCCAUGUUUUCAUCUUCUUUCCAUCCUAAUGGAUAAGAUAAGAGGAAGAAACCAUCUUGGCAGGGGGUAGCUAUGUUGUCUUUGCACUGCUUUCGUUUCCUGUUUCUCCUCUUUACAAUCCCGCUGAGAAUGGAUGAUGCCCAUUUAGAAAGGGGGUCCCAUCACUCCUUGACUAUAUAUAUCUCAUCACCAUAUUUAAGGCAGAACCCCGGGGGUUGCCCCGCAACCCAGCCAACCCCAAAGUUGCCUGGAUAUUUCCUAUUCAUGUGUUACCAUAGCGAUGGCGGCGUCCAGAGUUCAGGAGUUCAGGAUCCUCCUUCAUAACGAGGCAGGGUUCUUUGUUGCAUUGUGGGAUAGAGGAUGACAAACAUGGUUAGCAUGAACGGUGGAGGCCCAUCCUGCUGGGUUAAUACCAUUAGGGUCUCCCAAUACUACUGAGCUGGGGAGAAUCGCAUUAUCUCUAGGGACAGAACAACAUAAAGUAGAAAGAUAGCAUACACAUUGAUUAUCAGAGCCUAGGGGUCUAACACCUUAUCCUUGUGUUAAUUGUGUCAAUGUACACUACCGUUCAAAAGUUUGGAGUCACUUAGAAAUGUCCUUGUUUUCGAAAGAAAAGCCAUUUUUUUGUCCAUUAAAAUAACAUCAAAUUGAUCAGAAAUACAGUGUAGACAUUAUUCAUGUUGUAAAUGGCUAUUGUAGCUGAAAACAGCUGAUUUUUAAUGAAAUAUCUACAUAGGUGUACAGAGGCCCAUUAUCAGCAACCAUCAGUCCUGUGUUCCAAUGGCACGUUGUGUUUGCUAAUCCAAGUUUAUUAUUUUAAAAGGCUAAUUGAUCAUUAGAAAACCAUUUUGCAAUUAUGUUAGCACAGCUGAAAACUGUUGUGCUGAUUAAAGAGGCAAUAAAACUGGCCUUCUUGAGACUAGUUGAGUAUCUGGAGCAUCAACAAUUGUGGGUUCGAUUACAGAAUCAAAAUGGCCAGAAACAAAGAACUUUCUUCUGAAACUCGUCAGUCUAUUCUUGUUCUGAGAAAUGAAGGCUAUUCCAUGCGAGAAAUUGCCAAGAAACUGAAGAUCUCGUACAAUGCUGUGUACUACUCCCUUCACAGAACAGCGAAAACAGGCUCUAAACAGAAUAGAAAGAGGAGUGGGAGGCCCCGGUGCACAACUGCGCAAGAGGACAAACAUUAGAGUGUCUAGCUGGAGAAAGAGACGCCUCACAGGUCCUCAACUGGCAGCUUCAUUAAAUAGUACCCACAAAACAGCAGUCUCAACGUCAACAGUGAGGAGUCGACUCCGGGAUGCUGACCUUCUAGGCAGAGUUGCAUAGAAAAAGCCAUAUCUCAGACUGGCCAAUAAAAAUAAAAGAUUAAGAUGUGCAAAAGAACACAGACACUGGACAGAGGAAGAUUGGAAAAAAGUGUUGUGGACAGACAAAUCGAAGUUUGAGGUGUUCGGAUCACAAAGAAGAACAUUUGCAUCUGUCAAGCAUGGUGGAGGCAAUGUGAUGGUCUGUGGGUGCUUUGGUGGUGGUAAAGUGGGAGAUUUGUACAGGGUAAAAGGGAUCUUGAAGAAGGAAGGCUAUCACUCCAUUUUGCAACGCCAUGCCAUACCCUGUAAACGGUGCUUGAUUGGAGCAAAUUUCCUCCUACAACAGGACAAUGACCCAAAGCACAGCUCCAAACUAUGUAAGAACUAUUUAGGGAAGAAGCAGUCAGCUGGUAUUCUAUCUAUAAUGGAGUGGCCAGCACAGUCACCGGAUCUGUAUGAAAGAAAAACAAAAAAAAUGAAUGCACUCACUAACUGUAAGUCGCUCUGGAUAAGAGCGUCUGCUAAAUGACUAAAAAUGUAAAAAAUUUAAAUCUCAACCCUAUUGAACUGUUGUGGGAGCAGCUUGACCGUAUGGUACGUAAGAAGUGCCCAUCAAGCCAAUCCAACUUGUGGGAGGUGCUUCAGGAAGCAUGGGGUGAAAUCUUUUCAAAUUACCUCAACAAAUUGACAACUAGAAUGCCAAAGGUUUGCAAGGCUGUAAUUGCUGCAAAUGGAGGAUUCUUUGACGAAAGAAAAGUUUGAAGGACACAAUUAUUAUUUCUAUUAAAAAUCAUUAUUUCUAACCUGCAUUUUGCUAUAUUUCCUAUUCAAACUCAUUUCAUGUAUGUUUUCAUGGAAAACAAGGACAUUUCUAAGUGACCCCAAACUUUUGAACGGUGGUGUAUAUAUUGUUAAUGCUUCUCAUUGUCAAAUGUCUUUCUUUUGAAUCUACUGCUUUAAUGCAGUAGUUUCUAGGUUGGUUUACGAGAAGCUAGUGGUGCUCUGUUUGAUGGGGGAGAUAAGUGUUUUUGAAAAUCUGUUCUGAAAAUGCACAAAAUGGCUAUUGAGUGACACUAUCUUCUUUAGAAUUUCCAUAUGCAAUUUUCAAGGGCAGUUGAUAAACAUGGUUGUGUUACAGAAUGAAGACUUCCAGCCCAAGAAGGGAAAGUCUACGUUUGACAGUCUGCAGUCUGCAGAGCCGCCCCAGGGGGGUAAGGUCUUCACACAGGGGGCCGUGGGAAGCUGGAGACCCCCAGUGGAGACAGCCUACUCCAGCCAGCAGCCAGGGAGUGCCAGGGGGAGUGCCAGGGGGUUGGCUGCCCAGCUGGAGCGCUACCUGUCAGGGGCAGCACACACCCAGAGCCGCCCAGUACCAGGGGCAGUGGUGGGAUCAGUGGUGGGACCCAAGGGGAAGCUCCACUAUGUCAGCUAUGUCAGCCCUGUAAGCUCUGGUGGUCAGGUGGAACCCCAGACACGACUUGGUGGCAGUGGCUCCAAACCUCCAAGGCCCAACAUAGACAGGCUUCUCUUCAAGGCUGUUUCCAACCAUCAGUUGCCCAAGGAACAGCUCAGUACGGUGGAUGGUAAGGUCCUCUUUUUUCCACAAUGAUUUGUGUUUGCACUGUCCUGUGUGCUUCUGUGAACAUCAGAUUCAUUUGUAGUGGAUCCACACACACAAAAAAAGAGAAUUUCUAAGUUAUUUUAUGAUAUUUUAUUCAUUUAGAGGCAACCGUAGUUCUGUGAAUAUCAAAGCUACUGGACAGUUAUAGUGGAUCUCAAAUGUCCCUUUCUCUGUGUUCCUCCUUUCUACCCUCUCCCUCAGAACGGUUCAUCCAGAACAUGGUCAACCAGCUGGGAAGGCAGAGAGUAAACAUGGACGGUUUGAUGGGUAAAGACCUGAAACAGCUGGCAGACAUCAUCUCUGAGGCCCUGCAUGUGGUGGAUGGGGAGGGGCCUGGAGCCAGAGCUAAGCCCAGGGUCAUGGGACCCAUACGGGACAGACAGAUGAAGAGAGAGCCCUUACCUUCCAAGGACCAGGAUGAGGAGGACCAAAACGACAUGUUGGGGCAAGAUGCAAGGCUUCAAGGUAUGAAUGAAUACUUUCCUGUCCCAUAGGGAAAUUUGCUUGGCAACAUUCCUGGGGUACAUACAUUAUAGUAAUACAUCACAAGACAUACCACACUUCACUUAUAUGCAAUAUACACUGAGUGUACAAAACAUUAAGGACACCUUCCUAAUAUUGAGUUGCACCGAAGCCUUUUGCGAAGACUUUUGCCCUCAGAAUAGCCUAAAUUCAUUGUGGCAUGGACUCUACAAGGUGUCAAAAGCGUUCCACAGGGAUGCUGGCCCAUGUUGACUCCAAUGCUUCCCACAGUUGUGUCAAGUUGUUUGGAUGUCCUUUGGGUGGUGGACCAUUCUUGACACACAGGAAACUGUAGAGAGUGAAAAACCCAGCAGCGUUGCAAUUCUUGACACAAACCGGUGCGCUUGGCACCUACUACCAUACCCUGUUCAAAGGCUCUUAAAUAUUUUGUCUCACCCAUUCACCCUCUGAAUGGCACUCAUACACAAUUGUCUCAAGGCUUAAAAAUCAUUCUUUAACCUGUCUCCAAUAAGGGAUUAUAGCUUUCACCUGGAUUCACCUGGUCAGUCUGUAUCAUGGAAAGAGCAGGUGUCCUUAAUGUUUUGUACACUCAGUGUAUAUCACAGCACAUAUUUCACAAAAAAAUGGUCAGACUAAUCUGGGCAACCCAGAACAAAAAUCUUACGCCAACUAUUCAAAUAGGUUAUGGGGGAAAGACUAGAACGAGGAGCUGAAGCAGGAAGGUAGCUCCACCCGCCUCUCUCUGCAAGUUCCAGUCAAGUCUAUGGGCCAAAUGUCCCCUCCCCUUCCAAAAUUCAAAAGAUGCAGACACCUUUUUUAUUUUCAUUUAGCAGACGCUCUUAUCCAGAGUGACCUACAGGAGCAAUUAGGGUUAAGUGCCUUGCUCAAGGGCACAUCGACAGAUUUUUCACCUAGUCGGCUCGGGGAUUAGAACCAGCAACCUUUCGGUUACUGGCACAAUGCUCUUAACCACUAAGCUACCUGCCGCCCCAGACUUAACGAUACAGUACCAUUUAUGUUACGUAGACUGUCCACAAGAGAUUAUAGUCACAGACAUAAAGGUACACUUGCAUUUAUCACCAGGGUGAAAGUAAAGUAAAACCUGUGUGGAAAUGUUUUAGAUUGUUUGGUUAUUAGCCGUAAAGCCUUCACUUUAGCAAGCAUAAUUUUCCACAGUUUUGUGGAAAACAAUGGGAAUUUGUAUUUCCUCUUGUGGAUGUUUUCUCCUCACACAUUCUGAUUUUUACAGGGCAACCAAUGGAGGAUGCAGAUGACAAGGUAGGUCUAAUUCACAUAAUAUUUUUUGCAAACUCUCCUUAAAUUGCCACUCAUUGAUGAAAGGACUAUAUAAAACUAGACCACUAAUGAAAGACAUGUGAAGGUAAAUUACCACUUUCAACUGAAGGAAUAUCAAUCUGUUCACUGUGAUUUCAAAGAGAUUCUUAUAAAAAUAUCAGGUUUGUAAAACUCGUUUUCUGUCUUGUCUGUUUCCUAUUAAAUAUUUGCUAUAUUUGUUUGCUUCGACAUUUCAGUCACCAUUUUGAAACCAGUGUAUCUGUCGAAACAGAAUAAUGUCUGAAAGGAAGGAAAAGAAAGAGUUAAUAAUAGUUGACGUUGAACUUUCAUUUAAUCUCUUCUUUAAACCCUCAGACUUAAUGGAAACACACUAUUAUACUAUGUAAUGGAACAACACCCUUUAAAAAUAGGUUUACUAUUCUUAUAAAGCAAAACCUUUGCAGUAAAAUAGAUAACACACUGUUAAAAUGAAGUGCUUUGUAACACCAAAACGAGUGGCAACUGAGCUUCCACCAACUUGAAGGAGACAAAACCUUACAUUUGCUGGAGUAUUGAAACACAUCAUCCUGAGAUGUUUUGAAACAUGACAUGGUUCGUUUCCUCUCUCUAACGCAGGGGUGUCAAACUCAUUCCAUGGAGGGCCAUGUGUCUGCAGGUUUUAGUUUUUUCCUUUCAAUUAAGACCUAGACUACCAGGUCAGGGGAGUCUUUUUACUAAUGAGUGACCUUCAUUCUUCAGUCAAGUACAAGGGAGGAGCGAAAACCCGCAGACACUCGGACCUCCAUGGAAUGAGUUUGACAUGUGCUCUAAUGCUUCUAAACACCAUUACGAUGUUAUGAAUCCUGUCUAGUGCAGAAGUAUAUCCCUUUAUAUUAAGUGUCUUAAUGUUCAACAUUGUCUUAUGCGUUUGAGUUGACGUUAUAUACCAUCUCGACAGGCAUUGUCAAGCACAGGGUUCAAACCAAUAACUGGCAAUUAACCUGAUAGAACUGCACUUUCCACUGACAGGCAUGAAUAUGGGAAUGGGUACUGUCCUCAUUGAAGGUCAAUUUGCCUGACGGUUUUUAUAUCCGUUCAUCAUGACCCAUUACACCUCAUGGCACAACAAGCUUAAUAUUAAAAUAUAAAUAUACUUUCUUCAAACAUUUAUACAAAAUUUGUGAAAGAAUCAUAAAGUCUAAAAAGGUUGAAUUACCCACAAUCCUCUAAAAACAUUCACGUGGCAAGAUAGGAAAUGCAAGGAGAUUACAACCAAAGACUUCCAAUGAGUUCAAUCAAUUAAUCAAAAAAAUUAUUUAAAAAAAUGUAAAUUUAUUGUCUCUCUUUGGUUAUCCUAAUGAAAGAUUUACAUUAUUUUGUUAAAAUGAUAUUGAAACGACUUGCAUAACUUCUCUCUAAUAUAUUUUGACACAGUUAUGAUAUGACAUAGCGGAUACAGAUAGGUGGGAGAAACAGAUUGAAGGGUUGGAGUGGGGAAUCUAACCCCGGUCUUCGGUGGGGAGAGGGGUGACAUGUCUAAGCCGGGUGCGUUACUGCUAGACCACAGGCUCUGCACAUAUUCGUUAAGUGUAUGUUUUUUUCUAUUUCAAUUCGACCCAGAAUAAUUUCUUAGAAUGGCUGUGCGGGUAAAAUCUCAACGAAAUGUACCAUCUUACUGCCCCUCCUGUUUCUAAUCUGUUAAAAUAAAGCAUUAAAAAAAAUGUGGAAUUCCACAAAAUAUAUUCUCCAUAGGCCCUUAUCAUCAGUCAAAAUUUAGGCUAUAAACCAUUUGCAUUUCUGAACCAUUGAUUGUAUGAGAAACACAGUUUUUGUGUUUUGAUACUGCCUUUUACAUGCACUGAAACCCCAAAAAGUGUUUUCACAACGCUCUCAUAAAAACACCAAUAUUCAGGUUGAAGAAUCACUUUGGGUGUUUCAGAGUUCUAUAUUUCUGUUUAAAAAAAAACAUUCUGAGUAUUAAAACACUUGCAUUGGGUUUACAUUCAAACACCCUCCAAACACCAGAUUUCAGUUUAGGUGCACUACUUUUUAUGGUUUCAUUACACAAUCAUGGUGUUUGAGACUUUUGUUGCUAUCAUAGAAAUAGAAUCACUAGAAAGGGUAUUCCCAUUCAAGUCAAUGGGUCUGUAAUGGGUGGACUGGUGGCCAUUUUAGAAGUGAUUCUAUGUCUAUGGUUAUCAUAUCCUACCACAGGACCCAGGCUUCGUCAGUAAGCUGUUGGAGUACCUCAACAUGGACCCCUUCAGUGAUGCGCCAGAUGCCCAGAUGGAGGUUGAUGGUGCCGGGGCCCCAGUAGCAGCAGGCGGCCCCUCCAUUGAGGGCCAGAGAACAGUGGGUCUGGAGAAUGUGAGAAGCAGGACCACACAGGGCCAGGUACCUGUACCACACCCCUGGGAGGAGAGGAACAUGGCCAUAGGAGGAAAGGUUGGAUCUCCAGACCAACCGAUGGAUGUCCAGGGUUCUGAAUCCCUUGUAGACUCUGAGGUGGAGAGGUGGAACCACGGUACCAAAGCUACCCCCUCCGGAGGCUGAGACAGACGUCCUGGUAGAUAAACCACAGAAGAAGAAUCUCCUAGCAGAACCACAGAAACAGGACAUUCGACUCCAGGAGGAGGAGGUGGUGCAUAUGGGGGUCAAAGCUUACUCAAAGUCACUGCGAGGGAAACCCCACCACAGCGACUUUGGCUACAUCAUUACAGACACAGAGUGAGUAUGGUGAAGAUUAUACUUGCUGCCAUUUACCAAACAUAAUGUGUCUUUAUACUCUCACUUCACAAUGAGCAGUUAUCUCCAGCUCUGUGUGUUUCCUGUUUUCUCUAUUCACCUCAUAUAUUUUUUUAUUGUUGGGCAUACUGUGGUUAAUAUAGACCUGAAGCAAUCUUUGUUGCCUAAAUUCAGGCUACUGUUGAAAAACCAUACAUCUUUCAAAACAUCCCAGACAUAUACAAACGUUUUCUUUUUAUAGAGAAUGAUCGCUUGAUAUCCUUGGUGGUGCACUUGGGCACAAUAGCUGUGAUGAUAAGUCCUUAGGUGUGUGGGUAUUACCGCACCGUAUUACAGCGUUAAUGAUGAUAUGGUAUCAGCAAAGGGCACCAGAGUCAGUCUCCACUCGGCUCACCGCAAGAUAGGUUUCUAUCGACUGUGUUUCGCCCGUGGCACUUUCUCAAAUCCCUUUCUGCCGUUAUCAGGCAGAGUGUCAGAGCGCUGUCCUUUACCUGUUCAAUAGCACGCCUCUCGCUUUCUUGGGGGGCGCUCGCCACUGGCCAUGAUGGGCCACAUCUCAGACACACCACUGCACGCGUGCGCCCACACGCACGCACGCACGCACGCACAUACACACACACACACACACACACACACACACACACACACACACACACACACACACACACACACACACACACACACACAGUCAGGGGAGACAAGAGGAACAGUUCACCUUCCAGACUUUUCUCUCUCUCUUCCUCCUUCUCCUCCCCCUCUUCCUGCAUCCCCAGCCCGAUGCUGCUGUAGCUAGCAGGAACCUGCCUGCCGCGGUCUCCAGAGUUUGCUGCAGACCUGAUGAUUGCACAGUUGUUAUCCCCACCUCCUUCCCCACCCGCAGUGGGGCCAGGCUAACUCGCUUAUCUGACAGCUCCUGACAUUGUGGUGGGGGGAUGUGAGAAAGAGAACCAAGAGGAAAAGUGCUAGCAUCAACAACCAAGUCACUCCUGCAGCUCUCCAGUUAUUAGAAUUGCAGCAGAGGGAGCCGAACGUGUCUUGAAUCACUUGGUUGAAUCUUUAACUUUCUAAAGCUCUCAAAACAGAAACAAAGAGAAUCUCACUUUCUUAAAGGUAGAGUAAAUCAAGUACCUCAUGGUGAUAGAUGUAAUACGAUAUUUGAGGAUGUUACACCAGUAAACUAUCUGGCCAGUAAACUAUCUGAGGAUGCACACCAGUUUAGAUUUACAAUUUUGUGUAUUGUUAUUGGUUGGUACGGUCUCUUUUAACCCAAUAUUAUCUUAGUCUUACAAAAGUCCUUUAAUCCUUUAAAGGCAAAACAUAUGACAAAAGAAAGACCCCCCAAAAAGCAAGAAAGAUGAUGCAUAAUCUGUACGAUAUAUUGUGCAGUCUACAUAAUGUACUGUUCCUUCAGAAAGUAUUCACACCCCUUUACUUUUUCUAGAUUUUGUUGUUACAGCCUGAAUUUAAAAUUGAUUCAAUUGAGAUUUUAUGUCACUGAUCUACACACAACACCCCAUAAUGUCAAAGUGGAAUUAUGUUUUUAGAAAUGUUUACAAAUUAUUGAAAAAUUAAAAGCUGAAAUGUCUAUUCAACACUUUUGUUAUGGCAAGCCUAAAUAAGUUCAGGAGUACAAAUGUGCUGAACAAGUCACAUAAUAAGUUGCAUGGACUCACUCUGUGUGCAAUAAUAGUGUUUAACAUGAUUUUUGAAUGACUACCUCAUCUCUGUACCCACACAUAUAAUUAUCUGUAAGGUCCCUCGGUCGAGCAGUGGAUUUCAAACACAGAUUCAACCACAAAGACCAGGGAGGUUUUCCUAUGCCUCACAAAGAAGGGCACCUAUUGGUAGAUGGGUAAAAGUAAAAUAAAAAGCAGACAUUGAAUAUCCCUUUGAACAUGGUGAAGUUAUUAAUUACACUUUGGAUGGUGUAUCAAUACACCCAGUCACUACAAAGAUACAGGCGUCCUUCCUAACUCAGUUGCCGGAGAGGAAGGAAAACCCUCAGGGAUUUCACCAUGAGGCCAAUGGUAACUUUAAAAUGGUUACAGACUUUAAUGGCUGUGAUAGGACAAAACUGAGGAUGUAUCAACAUUGUAGUUACACCACAAUACUAACAUAAAUGAUAGAGUGAAAAGAAGGACGCCUGUACAGAAUAUACAUUAUUCCAAAACAUGCAUCCUGUUUGCAAUAAGGCACUAAAGAAAUACUGCAAAAAUUGUGCAAAACAAAUGAACUUUUUGUCCUGAAUACAAAGCGUUAUGUUUUGGGCAAAUCCAACACAACCCAUCACUGGGUACCACUCUUCAUAUUUUCAAGCAUGGUGGUGGCUGCAGCAUGUUAUGGGUAUGCUCGUCAUCGGCAAGGCUAGAGAGUUUUUUAGGAUAAAAAUAAACGCAAUAGAGCUAAGCAUAGGCAAAAUCCUAGAGGAAAACCUUGUUAAUUCUGCUUUCUAACAGACACUUUCAGCAGGACAAUUACCUAAGACACAAGGCCAAAUAUACACUGGAGUUGCUUACAGAGACAACACUGAAUGUUCCUGACUGGCAUAGCAUAGUUACAGUUUUGACAUAAAUUGGCUUGAAAAUCUAUGGCAAGACUUGGAAAUGGCUGUCUAGCAAUGAGCAAUAACCAACCUUUCAGAGCUUGUCAAAUUUUUUAAAGAAUAAUUGGCAAAUAUUGUACAAUCCACGUUUGCAAACCUCUUAGAGACUUACCCAGAAAGAGUCACAGCUGUAAUCGCUGCCAAAGGUGAUUCUAACAUGUAUUGACUCAGGUUGAAUACUUGUCUAAUCAAGAUAUAUUAGUGUUUUAUUUUCCAUUACAGUUUUUCUUGAUCGCUAAAAUACAUUUAAUGAAACUGGGGUCCACUUGAUCUCCAUCAUAACCUAAUGAGCACAACAGUAUUAUUUUUUCUAAAACCGUAAGUCAUUUCUCAUUGCUUUUACACACAAUGCUAAUGCUAAGCACGUUUUUGCAAAACAUUAAACACAACUCUCUACAAAAGACGCAAAGCUCAGUUGAGUAAAUCAUGACAAACAAAUUUCAAAUAUUUUGUCACAGCUGAUAUAAAUGACUCCCAUGAAUGUGAACCACUGCACUCUUCUGCAAACUUCUUUGCACAAUUGUUCAAUCAGCAAUCAGUCCUUAUUCAUGCAUAAAAGAGGUCAGCUCUGAGUUGUUGUUUGCAAGAAUGGACUAAGAGGCCAAGGGCAAGGACAAAGGAGAGGUAGAGGGGCCCAUAGAGGAAGAUAGUUCAGCUCUCAGUUAAAAUGGGAAAAGGUCAAAUAAACCCUUUUGUUUCUGGAUAUUCAUGCUCUUGAGUGACAUUCUUUCUGCAUUGGUCAUCUUUGGUAAAAUCAUUUUAGGAAAAAAUAAUACAGCUCAUGCUGUGAUAAUAUAUUUACUAACCUUUUAUGGUGCAUACUAUAAUUAUAGUAUCAACAAAUGGCACAGACAUAUAAAAGAGGGUUAACCAUGUUAGGGUAUAUUGAUAGUUUUAUUGGGCCAUUGUGUGACAAUUGAUUGAAAUAACUUUUAAUUAGAGAACAAGUUGUAUGUUUUGAUGGAGGUAGUUGAUUUUGUGUCAUGUAUUUAAUGUUUUGAGAGUCUUAAUGCAUUUUGCAAAUGAAAUGUGUCAUUUUGGCCAACGUGUUUCAGUUUGGGGCUGUGUGUUAAUUGUUUUGAAAAAGUGAAUUCUGUUUGAACAAAUGUGCUCAAGUAAUCGAGAAAAACAAAUAAAUAUAUAUUUUCUAGCAUUUUUCUUCCACUUUGACAUUACAGAGUAUUUUGUGUAGAUCUUUGACAAAAAAAAAGACAAUUAAAUUUGAAUCCCACUUUGUAACACUACAAGAUGUGGAAAAAGUCAAGGGGUGUGAAUACUUUCUGAAGGCACUUUAUAUGUAAUCUUUCACUCCAAUGAUCUGUGUUUAGCCCUGUAAUUUCUUGCACACAGAGCAUCCGCCUACAAAAUGCCUUUGUUUGCUCUGGCUAAGUCCAAAAUGACACCCUAUUCCCUGUACAGUGCCCACUUUUGACCAAGUCCCAUAGAUCUGAUCAAAAGUAAUGCACUAUGUAGGGAAUAGGGUGCCAUUUGGGAUUCAGACUCUGUUUCCUUGGGCGAAUUCCUCUCUGAGUGAGAGAGCAGCCACUGGACUGAGCUCAGAUGGAGCAUGGCUUUAUCAUGGAGCCAUUACACUUUCACACAUCCAUUCCAUUUUCACAUUAUUAUUCGUCUCACUCUGUGUGUGUGUGUGCGUGCGUGUGUGUGUGAGUGUGAGAGAGAGAGUGUGAGUGAAGCACGCCUAUAUGAUACAGCCAUUACACCUCACACGGGCUCCAUUUGCACCUUAUUGCUUGUCUCAUUGCUGGAAAAUGCAGGUUAUUUACCAAGCCCGAAGAUGCACCUGAUCCCUAUUCCACUGGUGCAAGGCUGUUUGUGUGUGUGCUUGCGUUUGUGUGCUUGCGUGCAUGCGUGUAUGCAUGCACAUCUAUAAUGUGUGUGUGUGUGUGUGUGUGUGUGUGCACAUCUGUACAUUGUGUGUGUAUGCGAGCUUGGUUGUGUGUGUCUUAAUUGUUAUUUUAUGUACAUGUAAGUGCGAUGUGGAAACCCAGCCAUGCUAAUAGGGCUGGUUGUUGCCGGUUCUGUGACUGGUUGGUUGUAAUAUAAAGCAGCUUCAUGUCUGAUACCCUGGUCUCUCUCUGUCUGCCCUCCCCCCAGCUCCCUCACCUCUGACCAGGGCUUGGACCUGAUGGAACAUGUUGGUCGGAGGAUCAACCUCCAUGUGGCCGACAUCCUCCACCUCUCGUAUGUAUUACAGGACACACACCUUGUGUUGUUGUUGUUGUUGAUGAGUGGGACUGGAAAGUAUUGUUGACAUAACAUUCUAAACCAGGGGAGUCAAACUCCUCCCUUGUACUUGAUUGAUCAAUGAAGGUCAUUGAUUGGGUAGAAACUCCCCUCAUCUGGUUGUCUAUGUCUUAAAGGGGCAAUCUACAGUUUAAACAAUAAGAAAGUGCGCACCCAGCCACUGUUUUGAUAAACAGCUCAAGGAUGGGGCUGGAGAAAUAUAACCACUCUGAAAUUCAUAGACGGAGCUAUGGAUGAAAGGACUGACCAUCCAUGAAAUCUAAAUGAUACUUCAAACGAUGUUUUGAAGCUGUGUUUGUUUACAGUUACUUUGUUUACAUUACAUCCUUUGGAGUAAAACAAGUUUAUAUUUUGGUUUCUGGUGGGGUAAGAGAGAUUCACUAAGCUCAUGAGGCAUUUAUGACUUAUAUUCUUCUAGAAUCAAUGGCUAUAUAUAUCAUUACUUUCAAGUCCUAAAAUGGAUAUAGCAACUGCAGAUUGCCAGAAGGCAGUCAAUUGUUUUAAACAAGCAAAUUUAGAGACACAUUUCCAGUCACACCAUGCCCACUUUGACAAAACAUAUCCGCCUCAAAGCAACCUCAGAAACAAAAAAAUUGCGCAACUCAAAGGACAGCUCAAAGGACAACAACAAAUGAUGGACAGAUCUAGCACUGUUGCAGAGAAAACGACAGAGGCAACAAAUGAGAUUGCUUGGAUACUAGCGAGAAACAAGAAGGCCUUCACAGACGCAGAGAUUGUCAGACAAUGUUUUUUGGCCUCAGACAAAAUAUUGUAUGCUGAUUUCACAAACAAGGAAGAUAUUUUAAGCAAACUAAGGGACUGCAACUCUCAGACUCCACCAUAACAAGAUGCAUAGAAGACAUCGGCGAGGUCAUCGGUAAGCAACUGAUUACUGACAUAUCCGUGGUGCCGUGUUUUAGUAUUGCGCUUGACGAAAGCACUGAUAUAAGUGACGUUGCCCAAUUAUGUGUUUGGGUCCGCUUCCCUCAAAACGAGUCAUUCAGAGAGGAACUUUUAUGUUUACUGCCCCUUCAGGGACAAACAUGAGGAGAGGAUAUUCUGAAAGCCCUUGUUACAUCUGUGUGCGCUGACGGCGCCCCAAACAUGCGAGGGAAGGAGAAGGGACUCAUAGGCCUGAUGAGAAAGCGAGACGAUAUUCCCGAAUUUGUUAACGGUUCAUUGUAUCAUUCAUCAGGAAGCACUUGUGGCUAAACUCAAAGACUGUGACUUACAGAAUGUGAUGCAGCAAGUCGUGCGCGUGGUGAACAUUAUUAUUGCGAGGUCACUGAAUCACCGGCAAUUCCGCAAGUUGCUGGAGGAAUACCAGACAGAAUACGGUGACUUGAUAUUUCACAAUGAGGUGAGAUGGCUAUCUUGUGGCAGAGUUUUUGAAAUAUUUCUCUCUCUCCUCCCUCAAAUCCGUGAAUUUGUUGCAAGCAAGGGGAGAGGGGAGCCAGAGCUGGAUGAUCCACAGUGGAUAUUAAAGCUGGCUUUUUUAACUUACAUCACACAGUGAAUCUCCAGCUCCAAGGGAAAGCUAAAACUCCGGGCAAAAUUCUGCGUGUGUUCACAGCAUUUCAAAAUAAAAUCACCACACUGUUCAUACCUGACAGAUAGUUUGUUCAUUUCCCAAAACUCAGAGCAGUCACCACAUCAAACCCAGACAUACUGCAACAUUUUAGCUAUGAUGCAUUUGUGCGUGUGUUGGAAGAGUUGAAGUUGGAGUUUGAGUCAAGAUUCAAGGAUAUCAUGGAGUACAAAGAGUUUUUCAACUUCAUUGAGAACCCCUUUCAUGUGCCAGUGUCAUCUCUGACCCCAGUCAUCACAGCCCUUGUCCUGACAGUGCUGGAACAGAGAGUGAGAUAGUGGAGCUGCAGGCAAAUGACACAUUGCAAGGUGAACUAAGAUCAGGUGUUACCCAUUUCUGGAGCCUUGUGUCAGACACAGAGUAUCCACUUCUGAAAGUCAGCACUUAUUUUUUGUCAGCACUUAUUCAUGUGAAGCAACAUUUUCAACAAUGAACAUCAGAGGAACAGACUGACCAAUACACACCUGGAUUGCCUCACAAGGAUAGCCACAACAGUCUACACAUUUAGAAUGAAUUCAGUCAAGGAGCAGAAGGGACAUUUUCGCUCAUCCAACUACUGAGGUAGCCCUUAAUAUGGGUCUUAUACAUGUGAUUUAGCCUAUUUGAUGUGUGUAUGUAUAUAUUUGUGAUGUGCUGUACAUCAAAUCAAUUGCAUGUGCUCUAUUGCUCUGAAUUUGCUCUCAAUUGAUAAUUGAUAAUAUUGGAAGAAAAAGUACAACAAAUUAAAGAUCUGUGCGGCCCUCUGAAUGAUUGUCUCAACCCAAAUUGGCCCCCUUACAAAAUAUAGUGAGAAAACACUGCUUUAAAUUGACACAUAUUGAAAGGAAAUCACAAAAAGCAGCAGACACACGACCCUCUGGGAAUUAAGUUUGACACCCCUGGUCUAAAAUAAAAUACAAUUUAAAAUUCUGAAGAGGAAGAUGUUGAAAAUAAAAAUCUCCAAUGUAAGCUCAGGGAACAGAAUAAAGAUUGUCCAGGACUCCAGAAACAGUAGGCACUGUGUGUGAAGCUACUCCUGCAGUGCAGUAGCGGAGUGUGGAGGCGUUUUCAGUUAUUCUGACCUUUGUGUGUUUGUGUUCCUCUGGAAAGAGAAAUCAACUCUAAUUACCUCCACAUAUAGGAUGCAUCCCAAAUGGAAGCUUAUUCCCUGUAUAGUGCAUUACUUUUGAUUAGGGCCCAUAGGGACACAGUCAUAUUCGGAUGUCUCUAUUGGAUUCACCUCUCUGUCUUAUUGUUGUUGAUGCCUCUAAACACAUUUAUAAAACCGUCAUGUUUCUUAACAAUAUGGUCUUUGUUGUGAAAACACUUGAGAAACAUGCCCGCUCACACACGCAAGUACAUAAGCAUGCACGCACACAUGCAUUAACACACGGACACAAGCACACACACGUGCGCGCGCGCACACACACUCACACAGAAUCCCGCUGGAGAGAGAUAGCAGUGUUAAUGUAUUAUUGACUAGGUGAACUAUCCUUGAACCCAGCUAGUUUUUCGUGGUAGUUCUGUGCUGCUGGAACCAGACCAUGUAGGAGGCAGAGGAGACAUGUACGAACUGAGUCUGACAAGCCUUUCAAGCAUCUAUUCCAGGAGAAGGCGAGUCUGGGUGCUUCUCACAGAACAGUAUCAUAUGCAAGAUGCCAGAGGGGCAAACAGUAUGCCUUGUUUCUAUAGAUGCCUACUGCUAUUCAGGUGCUUAGUACCAUUAUUUGGGAGUUAAAGAUGACAUGUUAUCUACAUUGUGGUCCUGUGUGGCUCAGUUCAGCAUGGCACUUGCAUUGCCAAGGACCAGCUGUGGCCACCCAUAUAAAAAUAAAAUGUAUGCACGCAUGACUGUAAGUCGCUUUGGAUAAAAGAGGUUGCUUAAUGGCUUAUAUUAUAUAUACUGAACAAAAAUAUAAACGCAACAUGCAACAAUUUCAAUUAUUUUACUGAGUUACAGUUCAUGUAAGGAAACCAGUCAAUUGAAAUACACUCAUUAGGCCCUAAUUAAUGGAUUUCACAUGAAUGGGCAGGGGCACAGCCAUGGGUGGGCCUGGGAGGGCAUAGGCCCACUCACUGGGGAGCCAGGCCCAGCCAGUCAGAAUGAGUUUUUCCCCACAAAAGGGCUUCAUGACAGACAGAAAUACUCCUCAGUUUCAUCAGCUGUCCGGGUGGCUGGUCUCAGACUGGCUCUAUUGUGCCACACCGAGAUGAUAGCUAGCUCCUAUGUAUUCUGUUCCAGGAGACCGAUAUACAGGGAUAUAGAUGCCUGCUAAUGUACCCUUUGUCUGCGCUGUUUUUCCCUCCUUUUUGACUAAAUGUGCUGUGCUAGAAGCGUAUUUAUUGAGUAAUGAUGGCCGUCUGUUUGUCGGUGAUGGGAGCCAGAGCUCAUUGUGUUUCUCUCCAGUAUGCUCAGCAGGUGAGACUAUGAAGCACCCGUCUCGAUGUGAGCCAACUCUGGCUGCUAGUGAGGGUCAGAACACACUGACGCCCCAGUUGCGUCCCAAAUGGAACCCUAUUACCUACAUAGUGCACCAUUUCAGGCUUCUCUCUCUGUAUGUGUCCGGCAUGAGAUUGAAUGAGGUGAAAAGAGAUACUCCAAAGAGGAGAGGAUAUGAGCCGUAUGAAAAUAUUAUCAUAAUACAAAUGAGGUGGUUUAGCUUCGGGGUGCAUGUUUUGGAUGGAUUUAAGUUUCUACAUUGGAUACUGUUAUGUAAAAAGUAUAAAAACAGCACUUUACUUUGCCUAUGGUCAUGUUCUUUGCUCUAUAGAGAUGACGUAAAUGUUUUACUGAUCAUAGACACUAGGGGGAGUGGCCUCCUUAGACACUGAGGUACGCUGAACUGAACUGAACUGAACCUGGUGAACUGAUGGACACACCCAAACACACACCAAUGUAUGCACAAGCACGAACACACAUGUGUACACACAGACACGCGGACGAACACAUGCAUAAACAAACACACACACUUCCCUCAACUAAGCUAAUAUGAGCACUGAGCUUAUAAACCCCAUUUGAUUACACAGCAGAGUUUGGUAGAUAACUUAUCCAACUCAAUCACCCUGAAGUACUAUUUUUUCGCGAGUAUAUUUAGAAAAUUAUUUUAGGAAGAAAAACACGACUGUUUCAUUUGAGAUGCAUCUAGAUUCCAUGGGCACCAGGAAGAAUGUGGGAGAGAUUGUGAAAAUAUUGACAUUUGACAGAGCAUACAGAAGUCAGGUGAAGGCAGGGCUUGACAUUAACUUUUUUAGCCACUUCCCAGCUAACAAUUAUAGGGAACAUUUUUGAAAUAUUACCCGUAAUGUUCCAAUAAUGUUUGAGUGUCCAGUUUUCCAUUAGUUAGGGGAACAUUCUAUAUAUGUUAGCAAAAACCUUCUGAGAACCUUUUUAGCAUUAAAGUUAGGAGAACAUUCCCUUAAUGUCAAGCAGAACGUGUUUACAAUGUUUUCAAAAACAACAUUAAUGUUCUAGACAUGUUAUGGGACGUUGCAAGAACAUAUGGGACGUUGCAAGAACAUUUGUGAGUCCAGUUUUCUGCGGGUUAAGACAAUAUUCCAUCAACGUUCCACCAAACAUGCACAGAACAUAGUUGCCUUGUUCUCAGAAUAUAAGAUAUUAGUGUUCUAGACACGUUUCAUGAGAAUGUUGCAAGAACAUUCCUGUGUCCAGUUUUCUGAGGUUUAGGAGAAUAUGGGAACGUUGCAAGAACAUUAAUGUGCCCAGUUUUUGGGAGGGUUAGGAAAAUAUUCCAUCAACGUCCCACCACAGAACAUAGCUGCCAUGUUCUCAGGACAUAAGUUAUGAAUGUUCUAGAGACGUCUAGAGACGUUUCAUAAAGCUCAAGUCACAUAAAAAAAUAAAAAACGGUGACAGAAAGUUGUGCUGUAUCAUGCAAGGAACCACUUCACAAAAUAAAAUGCAUUAUUAUCACUGGUAUUGACAAUGGAAGGCUGCUGGUCCUUGAUCCCAAGUAUUAUAUCUCCUGCAGUUGUGACCUUGAGUCCAUUCGGAUAACUUAAAUCUAUAAUCUGCUUGUCCGACAAUUUGUUUUACUUGCAAGCGGACAAGCGUUAAUGUUGAACCCUGGAAGGCAUUAAAAGGAAGCAUGUUUCUCUUUAACAAAAGGAGGUAACAGUGAGGAAAGUUGCUAAUUCGAUGCUAAUUCAAAGCUGUGUCCAUGAGGGCACCCUAAUCCCAAAGCGCACCCUAUUCCCUAUAUAGUGAAGGUGUGCACUAUAUAGGGAUUAGGGUGCCAUUUGAGACGCAACCCGUGUGUCCGAUGGCGGCUGUGACGGAUGGUUUUCUCUCAGGCUGGGUUACAGUAGGCUGGCAGUGUAAUGAUGGAUCUCCCCCCAGUUUAUACAGAGGCUGGAAGUAAAUUGACUUCCAAGGCCAAACACAACGGGUGAAAAAUUACUUGAUGAACGUCCCAAAUGGCACCAUCCCUAUGUAGUGCAAUACUUUUGAACAGGGCCCAUAGGGUUCUGGACAAGAGUAGUGCACUAUGUAGGGAAUAGGAUGCCAUCUAGGAUGCAGACUGAAUAAAGGUGGUUUAUGAGGGUCAUAGUGGGGAGGCGGGGUGUCUGAUGGUGACUGGGGGUGGGAGGGGUCACUUCACCUAACGAUGCCCUUUCACACCUCACGCUUCCUGGGAUUCUGACUUUUCCCAUCAACCACUGCUCUACACUCUUAGAAAAAAAGCGUUCCUAAAGGGUUCUUCAGCUGUCCCCAUAGGAGAACCCUUUUUGGUUCCAGGUAGAACCUUUUUUGGUUCCAGAUAGAACUAUUUUGAGUUCCACGUAGAACCCUCUGUGGAAAGGGUUCUACGUGGAACUUAAAAGGGUUCUACCUGGAACCAAAAGCAUUCUACCUGGAACCAAAAAGGGUUCUUCAAAGGGUUCUCCUAUGGGGACAGCCAAAGAACCCUUUUAGGUUCUAGAUAGCACCUUUGUUUCUAAGGGUGUAACACAAUAUUCGUUCGGUAUUAUCCAUGAUUUUUAUAUAGGGCAGUAGGGCUGGAAGAAGAAAUGGCUUGUGAAUCAUAAUAUUGUAAUCAUGCAAAAGGUUUUCUUCCUGGCAAGAUGUAAAAGACCUUAGUACCAUAUUAUUUAAAAUGUAUUGCAAUACAACAACCCCCCUGGUUUGUGGCUUAGACCCAAGUUUGUCACACCACCAUUAAACCCUACAUAAUAUUUUGUUUUACCAAUUGCUGUUGGCUUUCUGCCUAUUGGUCUGGGAGAAUGAUUUUACUCUGAUGGGUUUGUUGCUCGAGUUGGGGCUAUGCUUCUGUAGAUAUAUUUUUCAAAUAUAUAUUUGUAUUUUUUACUGUGACUGGAGGGAUUUCUUCAUGUCCAGUCUGGUUAGUCUCUAUUUUGGCCAUGAUUACCGUAGUUAAACAUGUAUACUGCAUUGGAGAGCGAGGAGUGUGUUCAGUUCACUAGCUAGACAGUGGGGACUUAGAUGGGCAGACAGACGGGUAGCCAGAGGGGAAAAGCGAACAAGGUUCUCAGCUGCAAUACGGUGCCACACUUUCAUGUUGGGUGUUUGUUCAAAUUCAAACAGAAAGAGAAAACAACCCCCCUCCCUUCCACUGGCUCUGUGUCUAUGUCUGCUAUUAAAGAUGUGAGGUGAUUUGAAGCUUGCUGGUAGCUGAAGCUCUCAGGGAGUCACUCUGUCUUUCUCUACUCUUCUCUAGUCCUCUGUCUCUCAGUCUUUUUCUACCUCGGUCUGCUUUUGAAUUGAAGAAAACUGAGUUUUGGGGUGUAGCUAGCUUUGCCUCUUUUGCUUCUAUAUUUCAGAGUGCUGGGUCCAGCUGUGACCUUCAGGGUGGGCUCCAACCCUCAUAAUGUCAGCACUGAAGAUCUGGCCCACGUUGCAGGUACGUCCACUCUCUCAUUUACACCAGCCCAUAUCCUCCAAGAUCCACCCACCAAUCAUUACCGAUAUCCUGUUGAUCAUCAUUUAUUGGUUUCAACAUCGAAGGAAGAUACAGUAAAACCUCUAAUAGUCUCAGAGAAGAGUUGAUAGUUGAUUCACACAAACACUUGCAUGUACCCAUGCAGCACAGAAACCCACACAGCAUUUAGUCAUUAUUAGCUCUAUUUCUUAAAGAACCCCUUCGUGUCAGUGACCUCCAUUGUACUUCAUUUCAUUUUCACCACCUAAACCAUUUUGUCAUAUUCGCGUUGUCGGAACAAAUGAGAGUCUCAGAUCCACAGCACCAGAUAGUGUAGAUAUUACAGUGCCCUAGUCCGGACAAGCCCUUGUCUAUAAGAUUAUUAACAUGGUGUAAUGACAGAAUUGAGGAUCAAUUUCACACAGGAUAACAAGCGGUUCCUACUGAGAUACAUAGGCUGCGCCCCAAACGGCAUCCUAUUCCCUAUUUAGUGCACUCUCUGGUCAAAAGUAGUGCACUAUAUAGGAAAUAGGGUGCUAUUUGGGAUGUAGAGAGUGACCCUGGAUGGGCUUCAUCUGCUCUCCUCAUACAUCCACUAGACUGACGGACAGGCUCAGACAAGCUCGUCGUCGUAAAGCCAGGCAGUUUGAUGUGGUCUGAUAGAAAGGUGUCAUGAUGAGAGUGAAAAAGAGGAUUUGAUAUUUCAGUAUGCACCGCUCCCGCACCGCACUACACCACACCACACCGCACCGCUGGCAUUGUCUGAACUUGGAUCAACAAGGGAGUGUGACGCCCUUGCUUCGGUUGAAAAUGACUUUGAGAAGCAGCGAGCAACAGUCCAACAGUCAAUAACAUUGGGGUUGGAACAACAACAGUAACAACACCAACACAAACCACAUGGAACCUUUUUAUAUUGGCUAAAAUGUGCUGUUGUUUCAUUCAGUGGAAUUUGGCACCGGUCUCCUACUGUUGAAUUAUUGGGUGGUAUAUAGUGGUUUGUUUCUGUCCUAUUCAUUUACAGAGAUGCUACAACAUCAACACUAGGAAAUAGGGAGAAGGCUCUUGUGGAAAAACCACAUGAUUUCACAUGUGGAAAAUCACAUGUGAAAUCAUGUGAAACCGUGUGUUUUUGGUAUUUUACAAGUAUUUCACAUGUGGGAUUUUCAAAUGUGAUCACAUAACCUUUCACAUGUGGAUUCAAAUCUUCACACAUUUCACAAUAUUUUUCACGAGAUUUCACAGGUAAUGCCCUGCAAACAAAAAUCUGUAGUUAGGAUCUCCCCAGAAUGUCACGCGGUCACAGGGUUUUCAAUUCACAUAUUUGACACACUUUGACAUACACGAUUACAUUGUGUAUGUAUACACUAAUUAGGCCUCCUGUAGAUCAGUUGGUAGAGCAUGGCGCUUGCAACGCCAGGGUUGUGGGUUCGAUUCCCACGGGGGGCCAGUAUGAAAAAUGUAUGCACUCACUAACUGUAAGUCGCUCUGGAUAAGAGCGUCUGCUAAAUGACUUAAAUGUAAUUAUUGUGGGAUUUGAAGCUGGGAUUUGAACUCCCAACCUCUUCUUUCACAGCAUUCUGAUCUUCCUGCUAUGCCUCCAUGUUUGUGUCAAUAACUGAUUUCACCUGUAUUCCUACACUUUAGACUUCAAAGUCAAUCUCAGAUUUGUUGAAAAUACACUCAAGAAAAACAAUUAUAUUUAUCAUAGUGAUUGAGGAGUAACAUUAAAACAGAAUAAUGUGCCCCACCAACAUUAGACAACUAUGCAGAAAAAUAUUCAAAUUGCUAAUGAAAUGAAUGAUGAGAGAAUAGUCAGAUUAACUGUUAACUAAAAUUGCAGUGCAGAUGGAAGUAUUUUGUUAAGUGGAGAGAUGUAUUAUAGGUGAUGAAUGUGUAGAGGAAUGCUAUAGACUUUGCAGCGCAGCAGAAAGAUCAGCGUACCCCAAAUCCAGAGGUUGAGAGUUCAAUUCCUAGGUGGGGUCAUAUUGAAAAGUCAGUACUAAGUGAUCAUGUCAAAUGUAGUCAUAUUGUCAUUGAUUAUAGAUUUUUACACUAUUUUAGCUGAACAGCGUACCACUUACUUUAAAACCCCCUUGUCAUUUCAUUCCCUUACAAACAAAACACGUGAAAUGUGCAGUUUCACAUGUGAAAUAACAGUUUUCACAUGUUGCGCUGAAAUUUUAACAUGUAAAAAAAGAAAGAGGCAGGUGAGGUCAGUUGUUGUAUUAAAUUUAGAGUUUACAUGUUAGUACCACCUUUUCACAUGUGAGGAGAAUAACAUGUUUUCACCUCACAUGUGAAUUGCAGAUUCACAGAUGGGUUGAGUGUGAUUUGAGACAUAAAGAUGGCUGAAAUAUGAUGAAAAGGUGGCUGGAUUGGUUGGUGUUACAUGGGUAUUGAAGCUGUGAUUGUGCAAGCACCAGAAUAACAGUUACUCCACGAUUCUAGUGCUGUAGACCCCUAUGGGUACGUCCAUCAGUACUCGGUUGAGAUACUUCUGGGUGUGUGCGUGUGUGUUUCUGUGUGUGUGCGUUCGUGCCUGCAUGCAUGCGUGUGCCUGCGUGCAUGCGCGCUGGUUCGUGUCUGUCCGUGUCUAUGUGGAGUGAUUUGACUGUUGAUUAGGCAUCGUGGGGGGAGAGCUAAUGACAGCAGCGAGUUGGGCUGAAAUGUCAGACCAAAUGUUAAGUCAACAUGAUCAGCAUCCUGACCACUAUUGAUGAAUUAUGAAUCCAGCCGACCAGAAUACCAAUGACUGACUGACAGCUGCCUGGUGUAACACAUGGGGAUGUGUGAAACUUACUCCUCAGACUUAAGUGUCCCGCUUGCGUUGCCUCAUUAGCUAGCUUUUGAGGUGUCACAUGUACUAGCAAGGCAGAGGUCGGAAGUUCGCGCCAGGUAUGGGCCGAAUCAGGAGGAAGUGGUACUCGCUAAGCAAGCAGCGUGACAUCCUUUAAACUGGCAGGAGGAAUACUUAGAUAUCCAACUUAGACAGUCACGCUGUUUCAGUUGGGCAAUGCAUAGUACAGGGAUGGGCAACUGUCACUACUCCCCCCCCCCCCCCCCCCCCCCCCCCCCCCCCUUUUGUAGGCCCGUGGAUCAUUUUCCAAAAACAACAAAAUAUUUAAAUAAUUGGGAACUCAGUCAAGGUCUAAACUUAUUGUUGAGAGUUAGAAUAGUACAAUACACAAGGUGCAAUUUCGAAAUGUGUUUGUGCAUCAGCAGUUUUUCUCUUAAUUCAGUAACUGAAAGUCACUCAAUUACCCCAUGUCAGCUAAACAUUUGUUGGUUGGUAAGUUAGUUUAGCCAGCUAUCUGAACUUGUAGUAAUCAUGGUUGAAUUACCGACUGGGGGGAUUUUGAUUUUGUUACUCACUCUCACUCAGAUAUCAAAUUAAAAACUGCAAACAUUUCUCUCUAACCUAUUGCAAAAUGUGUAGAAUUGCAGCAAUCUUGCUUUAAAACUGCAAAAUUUUCUCUACAUCCCAUGGCAAGAAUUGCAGGAAAUUAACUAAAAAAAUGUUUUCUCUUAGGGCCCCCAAAAGGCUAGGGCUGGCUCUGACUACGUGUGUCGGUAUGGAUGUGGGUAUGCAGACCCCCGAGCCAUUGCGGCCCCUCAUGAUGAGUUCAGAUUUUUUGUGGCCCACUCCUAUCAAAGUUGCCCAUCCCUGGUAUAGCUAAUAUACUGAAUGUUAUAUUUAGCAGUGAAACAGGGAAAGUAUAGAUUUAACAGGAAAUCUAUAUAUUUAAAAUGUUUACAAAUGUACAUAAUAUGCCAUAUAUACAGUAUAGUAGUAUAUAGAUCAAUUUAGAAUAAUAAAAACAUUCAGUUUGUAUACCGAAGACAAACACAUAAUUAUAUCAUCCUGCAUUAUUAUAAAUUAUUUUCUAGAAUGUUUUAAACCUAUAAUAUUCAUACUGUGAAGUGAAAUGAAGAUGCUCUGGGUUGAAUGUGAAACACAAACUGACAGCCAAAUCACUCGCCCUCCUGGGUAAUCCUGGGCUACCUUUGACCUCUGUGUGACUGUGCAUGAACAACAUGGCCGCAUGAUGAACUUGUCACACACGCACGCAAGCACACUUGCAAGCACAUAUGUAUGCACGCACACACACACACACACAUCAAACCCUUGUGUGUUGAAACAGUCUAUUUGUGUGUUGACCAUUGACUGUUUUCCAGGUUUGUGGAAAAUAAAUGGAGGAACUGUAAGGUGUUUCUUUAGUUUAGCUCUAUACUGAGUAUUCUUCUUGAAAAAGCAACAGACGGGUUGGCUGAAAACGUCACAAAAAGUAUGCGUGUGCAUUGAUUUGGCAAGAAGGCGUGCGUUGUUAUGAUUCUGAACGGUCAGAUAGCUAGCAACAAUGACAAUAAGGUGCCAUGUGGGGAGUCGUAGGUGGCUCGUUUUAGCCGGUUGUAUCAUGUUAUUGAUACCAUGUCUUGUUUUGAGGUGUUUUGACUGAUGUCAAAAUUCUCUAGCUAGCUAAGCAACAACUGUAACAAUGUAUUUGAGAGACAAGUGCUCAUUGUGCAAAUGAAUUUGUUUUCAAUAAACAUUUGGAGACAAAAUAUAGUUUACAUGUUCUCAACAGUCCAAGCCAACACUGUCUGUUUUGCCCCAUAGUUGCGCACGUGUCAGUUUUGUUGCUAAACAACCAACCGUCUAUAGAAACCCCUUUUAGUGGAAAGAAUCAGAAGAGAACAACAACACAUUGAUUGGGAUUGGAGAAUAGACCUGUGUCAAAGAUAGCGCCAUUUAAAUGCAUACUUUUUUUCCAUGUCUUUGUGAAUGUCUUAAGCUCUAUUCAUUUAAAAUACAUUUAUUCAUCUUUACAUGUUAUGACAUUAUACAUUUACAUUAUACAUUUGCAUUGAAUAAGGUUUAUUUAUUACAUUAUACAUCUAUGUGAGUGAGGUGUUUUGAUAUCUUUCUACUAGAUCAGUUUAAAAUAUGUAAUUGAAAAGCCAUCAUAUAGGGAGAGAAAGGUCCCAUUGAAAAUCCUUCUUAUAGGUAGAGAUCCCAUUGAAAAGCAAGUUGUGCAUCCCAAAUGGAACCCUAUUCCCUAUAUAGUGCACUACUUUUGACCAGAGCCCUAUGAACUCUGGUCAAAAGUAGUGUGCUAUAUAGGGAAUAUGGUUCCAUUUGAGACACAGCUGGACAGUAUAAAGAGGAGAUUUGCUACCUCAAUGAAAGCCAUGCCAUCUUUCGGCUGUGGGUACUUACUGGUAGAAUAAGGAGUGAAAAGCAGAAUCGAAGGUCUCACUGUAUUAGUGAAGGUAAGAGCUACUAGGAGCUCUUGUGUUCUGCUCAACUGGAAAACCGGUGGACAAAGACCUGUGCUCACUAAUCCCCGCAUGGCUUGAAAACAAAAGAUAAGGCGGCUGCUUUAUCAAAACUACUAGGCUAUUGUGUGUGUGUGCGUGCAUGCGUGCGUGUGUUAAUCAUUUGCGAGGGAAAUGAUUUAUUCAAGUUUUGAUGAAGUGCCGACGAAGCUGUAAAAAACGAUGUUGCAAUGUGUCAUUAAAGAUACUUUAUUUUUGCUCCUUCAUUCGCUCAUGCUCUCUCUUUCUCUCUCUUUCUCUCUCUUUCUCUCUCUUUCUCUCUCUUUCUCUCUCUUUCUCUCUCUUUCUCUCUCUCCUUCUUAUUCUCUCUCUCUGAUAGAAUGAGGUUCUGAAUGUGGUGAAAAGCUGUAUACUUCAGACUUCUCUGCAAACAUGUAAAUCACCUUCACUUGGGAAAUUGGUUCUGUCAAAAUUGGUUACGCUCACUGCUAACCAACAUUUCUUUAGCCACGGGAAAUGUAAUCCCCCUCUCAUUUUCCCUUCUUAGUUUUUUCUUCUGUGUACAGUAACCGAAUAG
This is a messenger RNA of Coregonus sp. 'balchen', 38268 nucleotides long. The record is from the annotation of a GenBank genome assembly. Lineage: Eukaryota; Metazoa; Chordata; Actinopteri; Salmoniformes; Salmonidae.